AUUUUUCUCUCUAUCAAGUUCUAACAUAGUGCAAUGAGUAAAAAAGAAAAAGAAUGAUUAUUAUUCAAAGAAAAAAAAAAAAAAUCUCAUAAAUGGGUAAAAAAUCUCUACACUACUCUCUGUCUCUUUCUCAUAGAGAAACUGGUUGUCGUUACUAUGGAUUUGUAGAAAGACAUACUAUAUAUUUAUAAAUGGGUUGUACACAAAAUGGACAAAAUGUGUGUUUGUAAUUAUCGAGUGUAUGAAAUCACAAUUAUUGAACGAUAAAACAGUGUUAAAAUUUGUAAAUCACAGUGAACAUUAUAAUAUAAUCAAUAAAAUUAUUUAUAAUUUAUAACAUUACAUUAAUAAAUACAUUUUUUUUCACAUAAAUUUAUACACAAAAAAAAAUAAAAUACAAUAGUCAUAAUAAUAAUAACAACAAUAAUCAGUAUAUUCAUAAUAAUAUUAUAAAUAAAAAAAUAAUAUAUUUUUUAAAUUAAAAUAUAUUCAAUAAUUAUUUUUUAAAUGAUUAAUUGAAUUAAUAUUUGAAGCCGGGUCUUGUGAAGCACACACAAAAACACUAUUGUCUUUUUCAUUAUUAAUUUAUAAUUAAAAAACAAAAUCAAGCCAAUAAUUUUUUGACAAUAUCCAUUAGGAAUGUCUAAAAAUAUUUCAUAUAUUUUUUAACAUUAAAUUUACAAAUAAGAAGAAGAAAAAAAAAUGAAUAAAUAAUUCAUAAUUUUUCAUUUACUUUGAUAUUUUUAUAUGAAUUUAUUUUUUGCAUUUAUUAAUGUACGAAAAUUGGAGCAUUAAAAUGGAUACCCAAGGAGGUAUAUCACGUAAUGCUGGUCCAGGUCUUUAUGAAUUUCUCAUGGAGGCUGAACUUCAACAGUAUUAUGCAGGAAUUCGAGGUGACUUGAAGGUACAGACAACAGCACAAUUAAAAUAUGUAACAGAGGAUGAUUUAACAACAAUUGGAAUGAGUAAACCAGAAAUGCGUAGAUUAAAAAAAUAUUUUCAAAAACAUUUUCCACAAAAUUAUUUAUUGAAAUUUAAAAAAAUGUUAUUAUCCAAAAGAGAGGGUUGUGAUCAAAUUGGUGGCUUGUCAAUUCUAGCUGAAGAAAAACAAGAUAAACCACCAAUAAAAGUACCAAAUAAACAUAUGAUACCAGCAGAUGCAAUAAUUGUUAAUAAAGAACUUGGUACUGGUGAAUUUGGUGUUGUACAACAGGGUGUAUGGACAAAUGAUGGUGAACGUAUACAAGUUGCAAUAAAAUGUUUAUCACGUGAAAGAAUGCAAAAUAAUCCAAUUGAAUUUUUAAAAGAAGCAGCAAUAAUGCAUGCUAUUGAUCAUGAACAUAUUGUACGUUUAUAUGGUGUUGUACUUGAUACAAAUUCAUUGAUGCUUGUUACUGAAUUAGCACCAUUACGUUCAUUACUUGAAUGUUUAAAAGAGCCAAGUUUACGUGCUAGUUUUCCAGUAUUAUCAUUAUGUGAUUUUUCAAUACAAAUAUCUGAUGGUAUGCAAUAUUUAGAAGCUAAAAGAUUAAUACAUCGUGAUUUAGCUGCACGUAAUAUACUUGUAUUUUCUAAAAAUAAAGUUAAAAUAUCUGAUUUUGGUUUAUCAAGAGCACUUGGUGUUGGUAAAGAUUAUUAUCAAACAAAUUUUAAUGUUAAUUUAAAAUUACCAAUAGCAUGGUGUGCACCAGAAUGUAUAUCAUAUUUAAAAUUUACAUCAGCAAGUGAUGUAUGGGCAUAUGGUGUUACAUUAUGGGAAAUGUUUAGUUAUGGUUUUCAACCAUGGGCAGCUCUAACUGGACAUCAAAUAUUAGAAGCAAUUGAUGAACCAAAUUAUCAACGUCUUGAACAACCAGAUUGUUGUCCAAAUGAUUAUUUUUUAUUAAUGCAACAAUGCUGGCAACAUGAACCAACAAAAAGACCAAAAUUUCAUGAAUUAAUAAAUUUAUUACCAGAUUUAAAACCUGAACAAGUACAAGCUGUACAAGAUAGUUCAGAAAUUGGACAAUUAUCAUAUCGUCAAAGUGAUAUUAUAACUGUAUUAGAUAAAGGAGGUAAUAAUAUAUUAUGGAAAGGUGUAUUAACAAAUGGUAAAACUGGAUUAUUUAAUCCAGCUCAUACAAUUGCUUAUCUUGGUUCAAAUUUACCAAGUAAUAAACCUGGUGAAUUUACACGUGGUGAUGGUAAAAAUGUAUUUUCAUCAUCACAAAGAAAAAAAAUACGUACUGAUAUGAUAUCAUCACCACAAGGUGAUUUAAAACAUACUGGUCAUGUUGGUCUUGAUGGAGCAUAUUUUGGUGAUAUUAGUUUUCUUGGUGGUAAAUAUCCACAUUUACCAAGACAAGUUGUAACACCAUAUAAACCACAUGAAGAUGUUACUGAUAAUUCUAGUCAAAUUUAUAGUCAAGAUGAACGUAAUGCUGAGGCAUCAUCAUGCACAAAUAAAGACAGUAGAAAUUCACAUGGUUUUCAAGAUGUUAGCAUUGAUGGUUUAUGGUCAGAUACAACAUCUGAAUUAUCAUUUACAAGUACAAAUCAUAAUAAAAUUAAUAAAAAAAAUCAUCAACAUGAUUCAAUUAUAAUGCCAAAUUGUGCUAGUGCCAUUGAAGCACUUGGUGCUGAUCAUGAAUAUCAUGAAAUUAGUGAUGAAGAAAAUCAAGAUAGUCCAUUGAGAUUUGAUAAACCAUUAAAUUUUGAUUUUGGACCAAGUUUAUUGGAUGAAAUGGAUCAAAUGUUUCGUUCACUUGGUUCUUCACCACAACCACCUCCACCACCACCACCACCAUCUUCAUUGUCUGGUCAUCAUUCAUCAGCUGAACAUGAAUCAAGUAAUGCUAGAAAUGAACUUCGUGAAAUUCAAGCUAAGCAGAGUAACAAAAAAAAACAAGCCAGCGUGAGUCCCACAAAUGUGAAACCAAUCUCAGCUGCCGAUCAGAAAACUCUUUAUUCGGCAAUUGCGAUGGCACAGGAAUUGACCGCACGUUCAAUGUCGGAUCUUGACCAUCCACCAGAUUCACCACGAACACCUGCAAGUCCAACAAGACGCAGAAAAUUUUCAUUUAAAUUGCCACAUCAACACAGUCCUAAACCCGACAGACGACACUUUUCUGAGGAAGCUGCUAGUAUACCUGACAUACAGUGGCUAUGCUCAAGUUUACAAUCUCUAUCAUCAACAGUAUCAAGUAUUGAAUCACUUGGUGCUCCAUCAACUCUUAAAUUACCAUUAUGGGACAAGGCAUCUGCUGAAUUUUGUUUUGCAAAAUCACGUGAAUUAUUAACAAAACCAAGUGCCUGGACAUCCUAUAUGGAUAUGGAAUUUGAUACACGUAUUAUUAAUGAUAAUGAUUCAAUUAAAAAAAGUCUUGUUAAAUCAACAGAAUUUUUAGAUAAUGGUAAUCGUAAUGGUAGUAUUAAUAAUUUUGGUAAUGGUGAUGUAUUAAUUGAAAAAAAUAAUACACAAACAAAUGGUAAUGGUAAAAUAUCAUAUUUAUCAAAUUCAAAUUUAGAAAUGUCAAAAGAUGCUAAACGUGUAUCAACAAGUUAUAUUGAUCGUUAUUUUGAUCAAACAAAAUAUUAUGAUGAUGAUACAAAUAUAGAAGAAUGUUUUGAACGUGAAAUUUAUGGUUUUGAAGAAGAAAAAAAUCAUUUAAAAAAUUCAAAUAAUAAUUUAGAUAAUAAUGAAAGAAUUAAUUAUUGGACAAAUCAUUUUUCAACAAGACAUGAUACAUUUGGUAAAAAUAAAAUGCUCAAUAAUCAAGAUAUCAUGAGAAAAAAUAAUAUUAAAACAAAUGAUAAUAAUUAUCAAUUUGAAAAUAUGUCAAAUUAUCAAAUACCAUAUGUUAAAGCAAAAUCAUUUGAUUUAUCAACUGAUGGAAUUAUGAAUUUUGAUGUUGGAACAAGACCAAAAGUACCUGGUUCAAUUAAAUUUAAUUUAUCACGUGAUGAAGUUGAAAAACGUAUUGAAAUACAAAAAGCAAGAGAAGCUGCUUAUCAUGCUGAAAAUGUUAAAGCUCGAAAUUAUAGAGCAGCAGCAGCAUCAUCAUCAGCAGUAGCAACAACAAGUUCUACUGUUGCAUCGUCAUCAUCAUCAUCAACAACAACAUCAACAAUAGCAACAGCAUCAAGUUUUGACAGUACAACACGAGCAAAUUUAGAUACUGUUAGAAUUAAAAUACAAAGUUAUCGUAAAAUUGAAGACAAUAAAAAUGGUCAUGAUAAUAAUUAUCCUUUUUUAAUAUCAAAUAAUCCAUUAUUUAUAUCUGAGACUGAUAAACAAGAAUCACCACUUUAUAGUAGUUCAGAAAGUUUAAGAGUUAAUUUUCAACGUUUACGAAGAAAAUCUGAUGCUGAAAUUGGUAAUGGUAGUAGUGAUUUAAGUAGUAAAAUAUUUGCUGAAAAAUAUCACAGAGAAGUAUCUGGUUUAGAGAGUGUUAAAAAUUAUUUAGAUGCUAAAAAAGGACAAAGAUUUAAUCUUGGUCUUGGUAAAUUAACACAAAAUAUGAUACAACUUGGUAAAAAUAUUGCUCAAAAUUCACGUAAUUUAGAGUCACCAAAUGCCAAAUCAAAAGUAUCAAAUAUGAGAAAUUUAGAUGAUAUAACAUCUAGCUCAAUUAUGAGAGAUAUUAAUUUUAUAGAACCACAAUUACUCAAACAAGAUUCACAAAUUAAAAAAACAUCUAACAAUAAUUUUUUACUUGAUUCAAAAAAUCGUAAUGGUCAUUCAUCAAAUGGUCAUAAUGAUAAUUCAUCAGCUUCACCAAUUAAAACAAAUAAUCAACAACAACAACAACAACAACAACUUAAUAUUCUUGAUCCUCCAAAAUUAUAUCAAAAUGAUACGUCAAAAAAUGAUUAUGGAAAACCAGAAAUAAUUGUUGAUACAAUAACAACAAAUACAAAUAUUUAUCGUCACAGAACUGGCUCAUUAUCUGAAACAAAAAGACCAGUUAUAAAAAAUAUACGUAGAUCAUUUCAUCCUGGUGCUGAAUCAAGUGAAGAUUCAGAUUCAAUAUCACAUUCUGAAACUGAUAUACGUGCACGUUUACGUUUUAAAAAACGUAGUAAAAAAGUACCUCAAAGUUUACGUUUAAAUUUAAAUAAAAAUAAUAAUAAUAACAAUAAAAGUAUGUUUUUACAUCCAGAAACAGCACGUGGUUGUUCAAUAAUUGAUCAUACUGGUAAAUCACCACCACCAUCAACAAGUUUUUUAAAUUCAUUAUCACCACCAUUUUCAUCACGUAACAACAUGUUAUCAUGGCCAGAAAGUGCACCAAGUUCAAGUUUAACAUUUACAAGUAAUUCAGAACUUGAUUCAGAUACAAGCUCAGCUGAAUAUCCUGAAUUUACACAGGAUGCACUUACAUUUCCACCAUCACCAGCACCAUAAUAUUAUUAUACCACCAUUACAAUUACUAAAAUUAUUUAAAAAAAAUAUACUACGGUAUUAAAAAUUUCUCAAUUAAUUAUUAAUAAUAAUUUAUAAUCAAAAGACACAUUGUCAAGUGACAAUUGCUCCAAUUUUAUACAAAAAAAAAAAAAAAAAAUUAUCAUAAUAACGUAUAUUCAUAUUUUCGAUUAUAUUAAAAACGUAUUUACGCUUAGCAUGCCUGCAUGACAUACUAUUUAAUAUUAUUAUAUAACAUUUGAUACCUUGAGUAUUGUAACGACUAUUAUUACUAAUCAUAAUAUUAUAUACACGAAUGAAACAUAAAAUUUUGAUACAUUUACAAAUUUAUACCAUUUGUACUAU
Molecule: messenger RNA, 5749 nt
Organism: Aphidius gifuensis
Lineage: Eukaryota; Metazoa; Arthropoda; Insecta; Hymenoptera; Braconidae
Gene: Ack-like
Product: activated Cdc42 kinase-like
Exons: 6
Coding region: 773-5386 (1537 amino acids)
Biological process (GO): protein phosphorylation
Molecular function (GO): protein binding; protein tyrosine kinase activity; ATP binding
Source: RefSeq, a predicted model, not a curated record